Molecule: messenger RNA, 1006 nt
Organism: Humulus lupulus (European hop)
Lineage: Eukaryota; Viridiplantae; Streptophyta; Magnoliopsida; Rosales; Cannabaceae
Product: RING-H2 finger protein ATL78-like
Exons: 1
Coding region: 88-795 (235 amino acids)
Biological process (GO): protein ubiquitination
Molecular function (GO): transferase activity
Source: RefSeq, a predicted model, not a curated record
CUCUUUGUUCUAACUUAAUUCAAUCUCAAGUCAAGCAAGCAAGCACCUUUCUAUUCCAAAACACUCACUAAGACAUUUCAACAAACAAUGGCUGAAUCCACAUCCUCGCCAACUCAACUCUUUCAAGAUCUUGUUGGAGACUUCUACUCAAGAAGACUACUCCUAAUUCACAACCCACUCAACCCUUCUCCGGCAGCGGCGAUGGAGGCGACUCCUCCCUCGGCCUUUCCUGGCCACGAUUCAGUGGAGCAAUAUCCCGGAGACAGCAGCUUCGAUGCAAAUGUCGUCAUGGUCCUCUCAGUUCUCCUCUGCGCACUAAUAUGCUCACUUGGACUCAACUCCAUAAUACGCUGCGCAUUAAGAUGCUCGAGCUUCGUGGCCUCGUCUGAUUCUAGGUCCAGUACUGUUUCGGCUCAAUUGGUCGCCAACACCGGAGUGAAAAAGAAGGCCUUGAAGACUUUCCCAACAGUGAGCUACUCGCCGGAUCUCAAUCUCCCUGGACUAGAUUCUGAGUGCGCCAUCUGCUUAUCGGACUUCGCCACCGGCGACCGUGUCCGCCUUCUACCUAAAUGCAACCAUGGAUUUCACAUCAAGUGCAUCGAUAAAUGGCUCAAUUCUCACUCUUCAUGCCCUAAAUGUCGGCACAAUCUUCUCGAGACUUGCCAGAAGAUUGUAGGCGGCGGCGAAAACACCCAAGCGAGCUCUUCGGAAUCGCUCCCAUCACCGCCGGCGGUUCAAGAAGUAGUCAUUAGGGUUUCACCGUUAGAACCCGAAGGUCCAGUUCGUAGUUACUGAGGAAGUAACUAAAAAUCAGAAAUUCUUUAAGUUGGUCUGUUGUUCGGACAUAAAUGCCCCUGAGCUAGCUAGCUUUAUCCUUAUGCGGAUGAAAAAAAAGAUUAAAAAUGUAGUUCUUAGUUGUGCAAAUUGUAUAUAAUUAUGCUCCAAAAAAUAGAAUGUUAACAGGUUAAUUGUUCUUUUUUGUUUUAAUUGAAUAUUAAUUUUAAAA